Notolabrus celidotus (New Zealand spotty) is the source of this 3147-nucleotide messenger RNA. It is a transcript of the gene agfg1b, whose product is annotated as ArfGAP with FG repeats 1b. The record is from RefSeq and is a predicted model, not a curated record. Gene Ontology annotation, molecular function: GTPase activator activity. Lineage: Eukaryota; Metazoa; Chordata; Actinopteri; Labriformes; Labridae. The transcript is spliced from 12 exons. The coding region runs from base 305 to 1708 and encodes 467 amino acids.
GGCUCGUCAAGAUCCAGUUCCCUUCAAAGAGCCAUAAAUCCCAUCUCUACUUUUCCUGGGAAACGGGGCAUUAUUCCAAGCCAACAGAUGGCGCCUGUGCUCGUGAAAGCCGUUCUGUUCCCCACUUUCUCCCUGUAGAAGAAGUAGUUUGUCAGUCGCCCAGUGAGUCUCCCAGCAGACAGACCUCUCAGCAAGGUGUCUGCCCAGCCACACGCGACGAGUCUGCCGCGAAGACACCCCACCCUGCCCCGGGUCCCCUCACCAAAGCCUCUCCCCCGGUGAUACCAGCCCUCCGUUAUCCACCAUGGCGACGAGUGCCAAACGAAAGCAGGAGGAGACUCAUCUGAAGAUGCUCCGGGAAAUGACGAGCCUUCCCGCGAAUAGGAAAUGCUUCGACUGCGACCAGCGCGGCCCGACCUAUGUCAACAUGACAGUGGGCUCCUUCGUGUGUACCACCUGCUCCGGCAUCUUGCGAGGACUGAAUCCCCCACACAGAGUGAAGUCCAUCUCUAUGACCACAUUCACACAUCAGGAAAUUGAGUUCUUACAGAAACACAGCAAUGAGGUCUGUAAACACAUCUGGUUGGGCCUCUAUGACGACAGGACAUCAGUUGUUCCAGAUUUCCGAGAACCACAGAAAGUAAAAGAGUUCCUUCAAGAAAAAUAUGAAAAGAAAAGAUGGUAUGUUCCUCCAGACCAGGCAAGAGUAAAUGUUCAGGCCUCGGUUUCUGGAUCCUCAGCCAGCAGCACUGGUAGUACCCCCGAAGUCCAACCCCUUAAGACCUUGCAGCUCAACAAGACUCCUUUGCGCCAGUCUCCAGGGGUUGGUCGUUCCCAGGCUCACUCCGCUGCUCAGGAGAAGAAGUUUGACUUGCUCUCUGACCUGGGAGGAGACAUCUUUGCUGCUCCACCCACUCAAACCUCCAGCUCUACCAACUUUGCCAACUUUGCACAUUUUCCAAGCCAGUCGGCAGCACCUCAGGGUAAUACAAAUACCAACUUUGCCAACUUUGAGGCAUUUGGAAACACUACGAUUCCAUCCCAUCUGAGCACGUCACCCCCAUCAAAGUCCUUUUCAUCAGGUGGAGGUGUGCCAAUCCCGAUUUCUACAGCCGUCCCGACUCAAACCCACUCAGGGAGCUGCUCAGAAGACCGCUAUGCUGCUCUAGCUGAGCUGGACAAUGAACUUUCAGUUGUCUCCACGAGCAGCAAUGUGCCAGGAAAUAUAUUUGGACCAGUGCUUGGUUCAUCACCAGCCCAGAAUCCACCUGUGUUACCCAGCAUGCAGCCUGGCUUUGGAGCCGUCCCAUCCACAAACCCCUUUGUUGCUGCAGCCGUUGCCCCAGAGAUGGCCACCAACCCUUUCCAGACCAAUGGCAGAGCCCCAUCUGCAGCCUCGUUUGGUACUGGCUCUAUGAGCAUGCCCGCCGGCUUUGGGAAUGCAUCCUCCUACUGCCUCCCGACCAGUUUCAGUGGGAACUUCCAACAGCAAUUCCCCGGCCAGGCCCCAAUCCCUUACUCUCAACCUGCGACCUACCACCCUCAGUCUAAUGGCCCUGCAUACCCAGUCUACGGCCAGAACAAGCCUUCCAUGACGCCCUUUGGGCCGCCCAUGGCUGGCCCUGGCAUGUCUAAUAACCCAUUCAUGGCGGGAGCUCCAGCAGGGUCAUUCCCUUCGGGUGGUAUGUCCACCAACCCUUUCCUGUAGCACAACUCCAAGUCAUUGCCACCAGAGGGCAGCAUGCAGCACAUAUUCAACGCACCCAUCAUGCAAUUAGAGGCAGUGCAUUUACAAAGACAAAAAAAGACUUGCUUUUUUUCCUCUUUUUUUUUUUUUUUUUUCAUAAAAUAAGUUUACAACACUAUGAAGGAGUACAAAGGACUAUACUGAAGACUAAGGGACUGUUAUUGGGAUUAUAUACUUUUUGGACUAUUUACAAUGUAUGCUUUUUACUUUUUGUUUAUGACUGUAAGCUCUGUGCAUAUCAUAAUUUGUAAUCACAGUUAAGUACAUGUUAUAUAUAACAAGGACUGAGUUAACAAGGGUGAGUAUACACACACCUUGUGGGGAAAAUCCCACUACAAAGUAUCUAUGUAAGUAAGGGUAUACACAUUAGGAUUAUUAACAGGGUGUCUUCCAAAUCCAUGAUCUGUGGUGUGAGGUAACCAUGAGGAUACUGGCAUUGAAUUUUCAAAAGGGAUUACUUUUUUUUCUUUUUCUUUUUUUUAGCACAAUUACUACUGUACCAGCACCAUGGUGCAAUAUGUCCUUUAUUAACAUACAGAUCCAGGUUCAAGUUGCUUUUUUUUUAAAAAGCAACCAAAUGUCUUUAUUUUCAAACAUUCCAGAAAGGUGGAUGGAACACUAAAACUUGGACUGUAAGACAUCAUUUUAGACAUUGCUAAUAUCUGUGAAAUUUUAAACAUUAGGCUUAAUUUGGGUUUGUUAUCGAGGCCAGCUCCUUGAAUAUGAGACCAGCAGAACUGUCAGAUGUUUCACGCCUCUGGGUAAAUGUACAGACAUCUGUAGCACAACUAACGGGAAGGGACAAAAAGUCAUUAAGGCAUUAAAAAGAUUGGCUCUUCAUUCCGUUACUCUGCUUAGCCGUUAGAAUAUUGGUAAAUUGUUAGAUAUACUGCUAUUUUCCUGUCUGCUGCUGGUUGAAGAUUUCAGAUUCCCACCAUACUUAUCAAAUAUCGUAAUGAAAAAGAAAAGUCUGUUGAGAAAGCUUGAGGGUCGUGGGUUAUGGCAUCUUCACAUGAUUGCAGGUGAUGUCCUCCACAUGUUAUGACAGGUUAAGCAGACCCGGCUGAGGCAGAAGUUUUUAGAAACAUUUGAAAACAAUGUUUAUGUAAUGUUUAUCUCUUUACCACACUCCCUUUUUUAUCUUUUUUUCCUCCUUGCCUUCUGGUUGUAAGGCUUUGGAGUGAAGAACUGGACAUAGCUUUUAGCUAAGGCAAGGUAAAAGUACCUAUUAAAACUUGGCGGCUAAUACAUUAUCAAAUCUGCCUGGGACCCCUGAGAAAUGUGGUCGUAAAUGUGCCACCAAUGACUAACAUUGAGUUUAUUGUAUUUACAUGAAUAGGUAAGUAAAUGUGUACAUAUAUAAAUAUAUGUAUAAAUAAAUUAAAAGAUUUUUAACUACA